GCACCUGAAGACUAGUACACACACACACACACACACUCAUUUGAACUGGCUCACUAAUGUUAGCUUCAUCAAAAUAGAUUUCAACACAAUGGCAAAUAUAUUAACGUUUCAAACGCAAAUUGCUUCAGUUAUGGAAGUUCUAGCAAACGCCGCUGUGGCAGAAAUCUGCAAACUUGUUGAGGACAGCUAUGCCGAAUUACAUCUUGAAAUAUCACAAACAAAAAAUGAGAAUAUCCUCCUUAAAAAGAAAUUGAAAACGAUAGAAAUCCGGGAUUCGUUUUAUCGAAGAGCGCAUAAACUGAUGAGCGAAUCAACUUCUAUGACCAGAACUAACGUUAGUGUUAACGAAAAAGUGUCAGGGCGAAUCAGCUUGAAAGUCUCUUCGGUGUGUAAUGUUGGUAGUGAUGAAGAGGGAUCAGUUCACCGCAGCAACUCGCUUCUUCAGCCUGAAAGACUUGACCAGUCUGUAGGAAGUGAUGAGCCAGAUGUUUUCAUUGUUAAAGAGGAGAGACCUGACAACAUGAGGUGUGAACAGUCAGAAAGAGAAACAGACACUGCUGAAAAUCUUGAAGAUGACGCCCAGUGCCAGAGUGCAGAAGUCUUUGUAACAGUCCACAGAGAAAACAACAUUGACCAGAACACAAUCCAACACUGCCAUCCAGAGUCUGUAGGAGAAGAUGAGCCAGAUGUUCUCAUUAUUAAAGAGGAGAGACCUGACAAUAUCAGAUGUGAACAAUCAUUGGGAGAAACAAAGACUGUCGGAAAUCAUGACACUCAGUACAUGAGCGCGGGAAGCUUUGUAGCAGUUCAUAGAGAGAACUUCAUAGACCAGGACACAGUCCAACACUGCCAUCAGGAGCCCAAUGAAAUGCAACCUGAUCUUCUUGAGGACGAAAACCCUGAAAUGUAUGACAGAGGUGAAGGUGCACAUUUACUCAAUGGUGAAACCAGAAUGGAGAGGGGUUGUGAGGAAGAAGCAGAGACUAACCCACAGCCAAUCCCUUCCUACGCCUCAUGGGUUUCCAGAAGAUUAGACGUAACCACAAACCAUCCACCCUACGGUGAAUCUGAAUGCAACGGAGGACCUUCUGUGAAUCCGUUCUUGAUGUACAGAGGAAGCGCAGAUCCUAUGUGUUCCUAUGCAGCUCCAAUAGACGCUAAUGGCUUAUCUAUGCCUGAUAUUGAAGGCCAUUUAACACAACGCAAUGGUGGUAACAAUAUUUCUCAAUCCGAGCAGCCCCCUUUCACAUCGUGCUUCUCUUUCAAACAGUCACAUUCUCCUCAGAUGCAAAGGAAAGACAAGUUUGUGUGUAAACAUUGUGGAAGAGCAUUCUCUCAACCCAGCACUCUCCACUUGCAUCAAAAACUUCAUACCAGAGAGAGGCUCCACAACUGUACACUCUGCGGUAAAAGAUUCAGUCAGGCGUCCAGUCUCAAAAGACACCACAGCAUCCAUAGAGGAGAAAAACCAUUCAGAUGCCUGCACUGUGGCAAGCAGUUCUCAGAUCAAAGCAACCUCAAAAAGCAUGUGACUGUUCACACUGGUGAAAAGCCUUAUGGUUGUAACCUCUGUGGAAAAAUGUUCAACCAGUCGUCGAACCUCAAAACGCAUAUGAAGAUCCACACACGUGAGAAGCCUUUCGGUUGCGAUCGAUGUGGGCGGAUGUUUGCACACAAGUACAUUCUGGUGAAACACCAACAGAAAAUCUGUGCGACUACUGGACAAAUGUAGACUUCACAACAAGUCUUCCGCCUUAUUUUUCAAUGCGGAAGUAAGCUGGUUUCUUUCUGAGGCAUCCGACUCAUCGGCCUCUAUACGGAAAUAACGAGAAGAUUAAAGGGUUAGUUUACCCAAAAAUGAAAAUUCUGUCAGUAUUUACUCACCUUCAUG
Pimephales promelas (fathead minnow) is the source of this 1891-nucleotide messenger RNA. RefSeq lists its product as uncharacterized. Gene Ontology annotation, biological process: regulation of transcription by RNA polymerase II. Gene Ontology annotation, molecular function: RNA polymerase II cis-regulatory region sequence-specific DNA binding; DNA-binding transcription factor activity, RNA polymerase II-specific. NCBI's taxonomy places the organism in Eukaryota, Metazoa, Chordata, Actinopteri, Cypriniformes, Leuciscidae. Gene Ontology annotation, cellular component: transcription regulator complex; chromatin; PcG protein complex. The record is from RefSeq and is a predicted model, not a curated record.